Dioszegia hungarica is the source of this 1170-nucleotide messenger RNA. Its product is annotated as putative Methylthioribose-1-phosphate isomerase. The transcript is spliced from 6 exons. Bases 1 to 1170 code for a protein of 389 amino acids. NCBI's taxonomy places the organism in Eukaryota, Fungi, Basidiomycota, Tremellomycetes, Tremellales, Bulleribasidiaceae. Gene Ontology annotation, molecular function: S-methyl-5-thioribose-1-phosphate isomerase activity. The record is from RefSeq and is a predicted model, not a curated record.
AUGGUAGCACAAGCGCCCUCCGGCAAGAAGCCGCUGCCCGACAUGAUGACCUCCAUCAGGAUAGACCAGAGCGGACAGGUGGAGAUCAUCGACCAGCUGCUGCUUCCCCAUACUGUGACCUGGGAGAAGGUGUCCACUCCUGACGAGGCGUAUGAUGCCAUCAAGUCGAUGAAGAUUCGCGGCGCACCCGCUAUCGCCUCCCUUGCAGCCCUCUCCAUCCGGUCAUACCUAUCCUCCGCAUCCGCCUUCUCCUCCACCUCCGAUGUAAUCUCCCACCUCAACCCCAUCCUCGACCACCUCCAAUCCUCCCGCCCGACCGCAGUCAACCUGAGCGAAGCCAUGAAUCGUAUCCGUGCUCUCCUGAAGAGCUCUACAGAUGUCAGCGCGGAGGACCUGGUCGAGAAGGUCAAGACCCUCUGCGGGGCGGUACACGAAGAGGAUCUCAAGCGGAACAUGGAGAUGGGGCGUCUCGGAGCUGAAUGGCUAUGGUCCAAACGGCGCGCGGGGUCAGACAAGAAGGGCCUCAAGGUCAUCACUGUCUGCAACACCGGAUCACUCGCUACCUCCGGCUACGGUACCGCCAUCGGGGUCAUCACUGCGCUAUUCGAGCACGACCACCUCGAUACCGCCUACUAUGCCCAGACAACACCAUAUCACCAAGGUUCCCGCUUGACAUCGCUCGAGCUGACGACGCUGGAGAUACCCGCAACGAUGAUUUGCGACACGAUGCUGGGGAGCUUGAUGCAGCUGGAAGACAUUGACGGGGUAAUUGUUGGUGCCGAUAGGGUGGUGAAGAAUGGAGAUACCGCCAAUAAGAUCGGGACAUACCAGGCUGCUGUUCUUGCAAAGCGGCAUAAUGUCCCAUUCAUGGUUGUCGCCCCUGUCACCACGGUAGAUCUAUCUCUCAGCACCGGCGCAGAAAUCCACAUCGAACAACGACCACCCGUAGAAGCCACCCUCGUCCGCGGACGUAACAUUGAGACGGGCGAGAUGUCGGUGGUGCGCAUAACACCAGAAGGGGUCGGAUCGGGGAAGGAGCGAUGGCAGGGUGUAUACAAUCCAAGCUUUGACGUAACACCGGCUGACCUCAUCAGUUGCGUGGUGACCGAGAAGGGCGUGGCGGAGCGCAAGGAAGGACAAGACAGCAUAGAUGUGGCCUCAGUGUGCUGA